Molecule: messenger RNA, 1410 nt
Organism: Hordeum vulgare subsp. vulgare (domesticated barley)
Lineage: Eukaryota; Viridiplantae; Streptophyta; Magnoliopsida; Poales; Poaceae
Product: 60S ribosomal export protein NMD3-like
Exons: 1
Coding region: 1-1410 (469 amino acids)
Biological process (GO): ribosomal large subunit export from nucleus
Cellular component (GO): cytoplasm; nucleus
Molecular function (GO): ribosomal large subunit binding
Source: RefSeq, a predicted model, not a curated record
AUGGCGUCAGCGCACCAGCCUGCCGGCGACGCGCUGUUCCUCCCUCCACCGACGCAGUCCGCCGCAGCGGCGAGCACGACGCUCUGUUGCUUGUGCGGCGUCGCGAUGCCGCCCAAUGCGGCAAACAUGUGCGCACCCUGCCUCCGCGCGCGCGUCGACGUCACCGAGGGCGCGCCGCGCCACGCCGCCGUGGUGCACUGCCCUUCGUGCUCCUCCUACCUCGAGCCCCCGCGGCGCUGGACCCGCGCCGCGCCGGAGUCAGCCGAGCUCUUGCAGCUGCUCCUCCGCCGCGUGCAGCGCCCGCUCCAGCGCCUCGGCGUGUCCCUCUCCGCGGCCGAGUUCGUCUUCACCGAGCCGCACUCCAAGCGCCUCAUGCUCCGCCUCCGCCUCCGCCGCGAGGUCCUCCCCGGCUGCGGCGUCGCGCUGGAGCGGGACCACGCCGUCGAGUUCACCGUCCACGACCGCCUCUGCGACAGCUGCUCCCGCGCCCGCGCCGACCCUGAACAGGACCAGUGGUGCGCCGUCGUGCAGCUGCGGCAGCGAGCGGCGCACCGGCGCACGCUGCUCCAUCUCGAGCAUCGGCUGGCCGCCCUCGGCGCGGCCGGCUCGGCCACCCGCGUCGACGUAACCGGCGCCGGCGGGAUCGACUUCUUCUUCGCGUCCCGGUCCCAAGCUGCCAGCCUUGUCGCGCUCAUCGCCUCCCUCGCGCCGGCGCGCGUGGCGGACGCGGCGAGGCAGCUCGUGUCGCACGACACCAAGAGCAACACGUACCGCCACCGGCACGCCUUCUCCGUGGAGCUCUGCCCGGUGUGCCGCGACGACCUCGUCUUCCACCCGGGGGAGGCGUCGCGCGCUCUCGGCGGGCUCGGGCCACUCGUGCUCUGCGUCAGGGUCACCGACACGCUGGCCCUCCUCGACGCCUCCACCCACCGCAUUGUCAACCUCGGGAUGAAGGAGUAUGACCGGCACAGGUUGGAGCCCGUCCUCACCAGCCGCCAGCUCGUGGAGUACGUGGUGCUGGACGUCGACACCUCGCCGGCCACGACGGCCGCCAGGUUCGGGUACCGCACAGCGUACGCGCAGGUUGUCCGGGCGUCGGAGCUGGGCAGGAGCGAUGCAAUGGUCACCGUGAGGACGCACCUUGGGCACAUCCUGGGCCCUGGCGACCGCGCGCUCGGCUACGACCUCCGUGGUGCCAACACCCUCGGCGUGGAUAGCCACUGCUUGCCGGACGCGGUGCUGGUCAAGAAGAUGUACGAGAAGAAAAUGCAUCAGGGCGGCAGCGGGAGUGAUAAAAUGCAGCAGGACGAGAUCGGCAUCGACGAGAUCGCCAUGGGAAUUGGAGGAAUUGACCUGGACCCGUGCGACGAGGUGGAGCUCGACGAAUUGCUCGAGGACCUCAGAAUUUGA